This is a messenger RNA of Symbiodinium natans, 2766 nucleotides long. The record is from the annotation of a GenBank genome assembly. NCBI's taxonomy places the organism in Eukaryota, Dinophyceae, Suessiales, Symbiodiniaceae.
AUGUGCCCGAUUGGCGUGCAAAAUUCGCGGUUUCCGGCUUCGUUUUUGGGGCUGUUUUCUGGGCAGGACGAGGAGUGUGCGAGGGCGCUACUUGAGGAGGAGUCUUUGGAGAAGGAUCAAGUGAAGAUGGCGGCUGGCGGUCGUCGGGCGGGAGUCCGGUCAUCAUCAUCUGCCUUCCCCUGCACCACGAGAGUCCUCACCAAGUACCUGAAACAACUCCAACCAGAUGCCUCUUUCUCAGCGGUGGCCCUGUUCAUCAACAUGCGGACAGAGGCCCACAAGGAUGUGCACAACUGGGGCAUGAACAUCAUUACCCCGCUUUCGAAGUUUGAAGGGGGAGGCUUGCUGAUGGAGCCAGCCGGGGAGGAGUCCUAUCAGCUGAACGUGAGUGAGGAGACAGAUUGGUUCUCGUCGGAUACCACAGUGGCAAAGGCGAAGGGAUUGGGAUCACCGAGCGAUUUCCGUCCUCUGCACUCGAUCAAUGAAGACUUGGAGAUGGUGCUCAAGGAUUUGGACGAGCGGGCAGCAAGGCUGAGAGACUUGCUUGGGGAGGAAGAGAUCCUUGCAGAAGAGUACCGCAGGUGUGGAGACAUUACGAGGGAGACGCUGAGCGAUGCCAGGAGUGAGGUGUCGAAAUUCUUGGAGGAGACCCAUGAGCAGAUCGUGGAGCUCGAACGAGUCCGCACGUUGAACUGCUUGAGGAUUGCUAGCAUGGCUACAGGCGAUCCGGCGACGGCAGAGGUGGACUAUGAGCAACUAUUGGCGGACCUGGAAGGAGACUUGGACGUUAUUCACAAUGUGCCCUUGGAACAAGUGAAGGGCUUUCUCUCACGAUGGGUGGAAGCCAUCAAGGAGAAGGUGACGCCAGCAAAAUGUGUCUUCACGCUCAAACCUCCGAAAUCGAAGGGAGGCAAACACAGACGGAAAUGUCGUACCGUCAUUUGUGGGAGUUUCGUCGAUCCCUCCAACAUGUCCCUGUAUGCCUCGGGCGCCAGCACGGAAGCUUUGCGAGUGGCACUAGUGACUGCGGCGAUCAAUCACUGGGAUGGGGCUACUGCUGACAUAGUGACUUCUUUCCUCUUGGCGACGUGGCUUGGUGACAUGCCGAAGUAUGGGAUGAAGCCGCCAAAGGUGGUGAGGGACGCAGGAGCUGCUGGUGAUGAGACGUGGGUCAUUGUACGUCCGUUGUAUGGACUCAGGGAGAGUCCAGCCAUAUGGAGCAACUUCAGGUUACAUGGCCUUGUCGCGACGUACGGCGAUGAUUUGUUCUACUUCGGCAACACCCCGGUGAUCCAGUGCCUGCACGACUUCGUGAAGGAAGAGUGGCCUACCUCUGACUUGGAGCGGAUCAACGAGAACACCGCUGUCAGAUACUUGGGAGUCGAGGUGAAAAAGGAGGGAGCCAGUUACAGCAUUGGCCAGCAAGCAUACAUCAUGGAACUGUUGCGUACGCAUGACCUACAGGACACGUUGCACACGGAACUUCCGGUACCUCGUGAAUGGCUAGAGCAAGUGGAGCUUCAAGACCCAGAGCCCGAGGAUUUCUCCGAGGAGGAGUUGCGCAUGGGCCAACGAUAUGUUGGCGAAGUUUCCUGGCUAGCCAUGAAGACGAGACCAGAUAUCGUUUUCGUCGUGAAUCACACGGCGAACCACGCAGAACUCUAUGCCGCCACUCAGGGCUGCAACCUCCUGGACUCGAUUGCGGCCAUCUUGGAUGAACUGGCGCCAGGUGUCUACAAGCGCGUGCUGGCUAUAGACAACACAUCGGCGGCUGCGAUGUGCCGAGGUGGACCAGGGUCGCAAAGGACACGACACUUGAAAAUUCGAGCGCAUUAUUUUCGGGAAGCCACUGAGCUGGGACUGCUGGAGAUUCGUCACACUCCGAUGACAAAGGUCCGCCUUCGCCAAAUCGCAGAGACCUUGGCUACUCUCCAGUUGAAGAUCCUAGCGGCGAUCCUCACAGUGGUCUCGUUGUUCACACCGGCCACCGGGCGUUCGCUGGAAGAUGAGGACUUGAAGGAGCCGAUCCCGCCAGUGCACUACUUUGAGCUCAUGUGCAUCACCAUGAUGAUAUGUGCCUUGGUCAUCGGUUGCUGGGAGAGUGCGAAACUGGUGUAUCGAUGGGUGCUUCGACAGCAUCGGCGUGCGAGGAAGGCAUCGAAAUUGGAGCAGAUGAGGAAUCUGGUUUCGAGGGCAGCCCAAACUGAAGUCGCAAUCCAGGCCACAGCAGCUGAUCUGGAUGAGACGCCGAUGACCAUGAUGGAAGCACGGAGUCCGCAGCCGGCGGCCCUGCGAAGACGAGCAGAGCAAGCUACGAGCCAGAAUUCCCCAACUACCAACCAUGAUGGCCUAUCAGUUUUCUCAGAUGUGCCCACGGAAGUUCGCCAAAAUGAUGCUGAUUUGAGAGAAAGCUUGGGAGUGGCUAGGGACCUCCUCAUGCUGAUGACGGUUGAACAUCUCCGACAGGCGUUGAGGAUUCAAGGCCAGCCCACGUCAGGCGUGAAAGGAGAUUUGGCAGAGAGGCUGAAGAAUUACUUCGGAGCUGAGGAGCCUCCCGCUGGCUCUAUGCUCCCUUCCACCAGGCAGCUUCGCUUUUUCCUCUACAUCUGGCGUCAUCGCAACUUUUCCGGCCGACAUCACCUGAUUUGGCGUGGACUGCUCCCGAAGGGAUGGUCCAAGGAGGAGUGUUGCCUGAGGUUGAUUGCUGCGGCGCGACUCUUCAGAGCCGGAGGCUCGAAUCGAGACAGGCCAGAACAUCCGACAUAG